Molecule: messenger RNA, 2891 nt
Organism: Aureobasidium subglaciale EXF-2481
Lineage: Eukaryota; Fungi; Ascomycota; Dothideomycetes; Dothideales; Saccotheciaceae
Exons: 1
Coding region: 161-2725 (854 amino acids)
Biological process (GO): cellular response to amino acid starvation; negative regulation of TORC1 signaling; TORC1 signaling
Cellular component (GO): GATOR1 complex
Source: RefSeq, a predicted model, not a curated record
GUCAACUGCCAUGGCUUGAGCGAAACAAAAGGUCAGAGCUGCUUCAACAAGUCAUAUUACUGUAGGUCGAAGGCUGGAUCCGGUCUCGUGAUAUGGCACGCGACAGCAUCUGGACAACAGACUCGCGUCUGGUAAUUGACAAACAAGCACAUUAUCAGCAAUGCCCAUUAGACCGUUCAGUUUACCGCCAAACCCGUCGCUGGUGGCCGUCAUACUCAUAAUACGAACGCGAUCUGGUCCGCGACUGGUCUUCCACUAUCCUGGUGUGCCUGAAGCCAUUCAACGCAAUACGUCAUGGCACUUCGGUUCAGCCAACAGCGACUCGGAGGAUGGAGGCAGCUCGUCGGAUGAUGACCAGACUGUGCUUUCUGAUGAUGCGAGUACGACUUCUUCGCGACAGACGGCGAGACCUAGUAUCGCAUCGCAGAGUCGUGUCGCGGGUAGUACCUCGACCAAACGAACGACUCGCACGUUACACUCAGAUGCUCCAGACAAUGACGAAGACGACGAUGAUGUUGAUAAUCUAGAUGUCGAUGUACUGGAUCUGAACUCUUCGCCCGCUGACAAACCUACUCCUGCCACUACUACGAAUAACAUCGCUCACGAUCGAUCUGCCAACACCACGCGACGUGAAAAUACCACGACUGACAAGCGCAAUACCUGCGAAUGGGAAAAGCUGCUGGGAUAUCCCGUGGAAGGGCUAGAGAUGAUGUUAUCGCCUCCGUCUAGCAUGCACAAGAAGCGUUUCGAAAUCAUGCUGGAUGAUCUGGUCUUCCUCGGAUACCCCAUCUCUGUGCGCGAUGACGGCACAUGGAAGAAAAAGAAGAGCAAGAGGAGGGCCACAACACAGGACGGAAAGAGCAGUCAGGGUGCUGAUGGUGCUCAAGAUGAGGAUGCAAACGACAGUGGUAGCGACAAUGAGAACGAGGACGAGGACGAUGACGAAGGAACUGUCGGUGGUGACAUGUUCAGUCCGCCUCUAUCGCCAUUGACGCCUCGACGACCUACCGCGGAUCUGCCUCACAGUUAUAAAUCAGAAGCUGCCUCGUCCGAAGUUGCAUCAGAAACUGGCAGUGCCAAUAGCAAUCAGGAUGAGAUGACCAUGUUCCAUGUCGUCUUUGUCAUGAAUCCGCCUGCUCUCGAAUACCACAUCCGAUUGCAAGAAAUGUACGACAAUGUUGUCAAGAAGUUUGCAAAAGCCUUGCGCUACGAACAAGCACGCUCAAAUGCAAUCUACCAAGAUGCCAAAAAGAUGCAGUCAUUGAAAGCACAGGCAAAGGAAAACAAAACGCCAAUGGCUGUCUUGUGGCCGACUAUGAUAUCUAGCUGUCCACUGGCAAAAGCGAUUGCCAUCUUGUACACCAAUAUUGCGAGCAACAAAAUUGCGCAUAUCAGUAUCGGCGAUGGCUUUGAAGCGAGCAUUCAAAUCCCUCAGGCUAUAUCAACACCAUAUGUGCCUACGCCUACGGAGCCACAGUUGCCUGGUCUUUGGCUCACAACUGCGAAUAGUCUAUCAGAUGACGGACUAUCCCUCUCUCCCCAUGCAGCUCUCCUCUUACUAGAAGACAAAGACGUCAUGCUCAAAGAGGUAGAAGGCGAUGGCAAGGAUCCAGCUUCCCCCCUCGCCUUCUUCAUCCGCGAACUCACACCCACAAAGUCCCUCGCAAAACUCUCCACCGCACUCUCCCUCCCCCUCUCAGAUGUCCAGUUCCUCGCUCGUCAUCUCAUCUACUGGCGUCGCGCUCGAGCUAUCCCUCCUCUCCACAUUAGAGACACCUAUAUCGUCUCUCCUAACUGCGAUAUGCGACAGCUCCAAAAAGCAAUGCCGUUAUACGCUCAACAAUUCUCAGCCUUACCUUCUUUACCCAAGAUGCUUCAGAAUUUGAGUGGUAAGCCUAUCCAAUAUGGCUUUUUGAUCCCGAGUAAAGAUCAUAAACCUGCUUACAUGGAUAUUUUGGCUUGGCUGUUACGAGGAGCUUGGGUUACACAACUCAGAACUUUUGCGUGGGUGAAAGUUUCUGUGGAUGUCAAGGCUGCUGUUGCCGUUAAGCUACGCGCGGACUUUGAAGAGAGGAUGGCGAAACGGGGGACUGCUUCUUCUGCUCUGCUCAAAACUACUGCGAUGAUGAAUUCAAAAGCUUCACAGGGGAGUGGGGGAGCAGGAGCAGACCGCCGUAUCUCUGAAGACUUUGACAAUGUGUCAGAGGUCGCGAGUAGUAGAUUGAGCAUUGCAAGUUCAGCAUUACUAUCCCCAACCCUGAGUCGCUCAGCCAGCGACGCAGGAAGUUCCGGAAGCGGAAGAACUGCUAUACCGCCACCUCUUGCUCAUCGAGCAGAUACAUCACCCAAUCUGCAUGCAAGCAGGGAAUUAGCCCCAUCACCUCCUUCUAUCCUCUCCAAUAGCAGUGCAUCUGCCCACGAAGACGAUACUUCUACCGUUAACUCUGCUUCCCUACCUUCGACGGAUCCUGGCUCUUAUACGCAGACUCUUGUGCUUUCGCCGCAUAAAGCUAGUACGGAGGAGAGUCGCUGGUUGACGUGGAUAGGAGCUCAUUUGAAAGAUGCAGAAGUGAAAGAGUAUUGGGGUGUGCUGGUCAAGCAUUUUGACGGCAAGAGGGCUUUGGAAGAAAUUGCGGCUAGAGAGGGUUUGAAGAGGAGUAAGGUGCAGGGUUUGUUGCAUAAAUUAGAGCAGGAAGGCGUGUUGUAUGUGGUUAAGCAUUGGUGAGGCGAUGAAGCGAGAUCCCAAAAGAUUUCAACAUCCGUUGCGCAAAGCCGGCUAUCCUUGUUCAGUUCUUGAUGUGCAUGUGAGAUGGUAUUGACUUGGCCGCCCGUUCGAUUGUACAUGACAAUUUGAUGCCUCAGUGAUGGUCAAAAUGAUACAAUGUCUAAUA